ACUGAAUCACCUGAGCGUCUUUGCCGGUGGCCAGAAGUCUUCAUUGUUCCAACAUUCUCAUAUGAGGUAGAGUACUCUCUGAGAGAAGGCAACUCUGUAUUUGAGAGAGAAGGGAAAUGUCUCCGAUUGACCAGAGAUCAAAAACACAACAUACUUGAUGUCAUGGCAGCUGAAAUAUACAAGCACAAAGCUUAUCCUAGUACCUCACAGAUUGGCAAGGCUGCAGAGGCUUUAGUCAGGAAACACCCCUGUCUCAAAGAACAAGGUUCCAAAACUGGGUGUGAGGGUUGGAAGAACAGCCUUCGCUUUAAGAUGGGCAACUACAGGACCAAACUUUGCAGGGCUGGUAUAAAAGAUGUGGCUGUAAAUGCAGGCAAGCGUAGCAGGACAAACCCAGAUGGCACACCUUCCAGGGCAAACAUCAAAAGACCAAGAAGAGGAGAAGUGAACUUCCUUCCCAAUUAUCCCUCUGGUGAAACAAAGGACACACUGGAGAUAUUGAGGCUUAACAUGGUGGAGGAGUUCAAGAAGACUUCUGCUGAAAGAGACAUGCUUCUCAUCAACCAACAAAUGCAGCGUACCUUUUCACUAAGGCGGGAAGAAGUCAUCAAUUCUUCUCCUCCGAUUGCUGAACUAAGGGACAGAUGGCCUGCACUCUUUUGUGAAGCCCAGCUCUACUGCGAAUUCCAUCGGAUUACCAAUCAAAAUCUGCAGUUUUCCUUUUAUUCUGCGUUGGAUAAAUACACAUCACAGCUGCUGAAAUUGUACAAGAAGAAGACGACUGGGAGUUUUGGAGAUAAGCUGCAGGAGGUUGUGACAGCAUAUGAAGAACAGGACAAGAACAACAUCACUGCAGCCAGAACAGCAGCCCUUGCCGGCCUAACACUGUACCUGAAAGAGGAUUCGUCAGACAUAUUCAAGACUUGCACGGACGAGUUUGAGGUGUCCCAGGAGGAAGCUGUGGCUUUGGUGGCAGUGGUCGCUGAAGAUGAGGGACUGACAGGAGUUCCUUUUGACACACAGCAUGUGUCCGUCAUCCUGGAAGGCCAGGUUGUGAUGUCUACAAGAACAUGGACUGACUCACUUGUUGUUUUGUUUGGUUUGAUGUAUGCUCUACAUUUGAGCUAUCCUGAAAAGCUGAGUGGCUUCUUUGAGUUUAUCCAAGUUGUCCUCCUUAAUCUUGAUGAAGGCCGAAAGCAGCUCAAACCAAAGUUGCAGGCAUUGAGAAAUGAGCUAGAGUAAAUGAUCAGCAUCUUUGUUGUUUUUCAUGUUCCUGAUAAUUAGUUCCUUGAAAAGUAAAAAUCCUGUACACUAGGGUCAGUUGAGGUUCAGAGGGAUAGAAGCCUGGUGAUUUUUUUUUAAUAAAUUGGUCAUACAUAGCAAGAGUAGUGUGCAGGAUUUUUACUUUUCAAGCUAUUGUUUGUUGUCCUAUUCACAUCCCUCAUGUGAUAGUUGGAUGUGUUAACACCUUAACUUGCUGGAGUUGUGUCUCUGGAGGAGAGCGGAGGCUUCAGUGUAUCGGAUGUGCCUCCAAACAGCUGUUUGAUUCAGUAGAUGUUGCUCUUGAGGACCAGCAUUAAACUAAAACAAAGAGUCUCACAUUGUUCCUUUUAAAGGCUAUGUGUUUAGUUGCUGUUGAAAUUGGUAAGAUAUUGUGCCUGGUGUUUCUAGUGUUUUAUAUUACCAUAAAGAAAUGGCAUGUUUAAAAAGAAAAACAGAAGUAAACCUGUGUAAAUGACCACUUGAAAUGAACAUUGAAAUGUUUUGUAGUUAUUGAUGUUCAGCAUUCAGCUUAAUAAACGAUUUAAGUUGGAUCAGACA
Molecule: messenger RNA, 1821 nt
Organism: Notolabrus celidotus (New Zealand spotty)
Lineage: Eukaryota; Metazoa; Chordata; Actinopteri; Labriformes; Labridae
Exons: 5
Coding region: 163-1242 (359 amino acids)
Source: RefSeq, a predicted model, not a curated record